Asparagus officinalis (garden asparagus) is the source of this 1062-nucleotide messenger RNA. Its product is annotated as U-box domain-containing protein 26-like. Gene Ontology annotation, molecular function: ubiquitin protein ligase activity. Gene Ontology annotation, biological process: protein ubiquitination. NCBI's taxonomy places the organism in Eukaryota, Viridiplantae, Streptophyta, Magnoliopsida, Asparagales, Asparagaceae. The coding region runs from base 1 to 1062 and encodes 353 amino acids. The record is from RefSeq and is a predicted model, not a curated record. The transcript has a single exon.
AUGCAGAGGCUGACUGACACGUGUCUUGUCCCCAACCGGACUCUCCGCGACCUCAUCGACCGCUGGCUGCUCUCUGAUCAGUCUCAGGUUACGGUUAGUACAGGUUCAGGCACUGCAGCGUCACUAGCUAGCUUGAAAUUGAGCUUGCAGUCUCAACACCUGGCCAUCGAGGCUAAGCUUGAGAUACUGAAGAAGGUUAGGGUUCUCUGCGUCGAGUCGGAUAUCGGUCGAGCUUGCUUGGUUCAGUUGGGUUUCUUCUCUUUGCUGAUCGGAUUGCUGUUUCAGAGCCCAGAUUUUGUUCUUCUUGAGCCGGAGUUUGUUGAAGUUGGUUUAGAUUGUGUCUUGAGCUUGGCUCCUUCAACCCAGUUGGAUUCACUUAAUUUGCUCAGAAAAGAAGCUAGAUUAGCUUCAUUCUUGGUUCUGCUAGCUCAAGGCAAUGUGAAGAUCCAAACAAGCUUAUGUUACCUAAUGGAGACAAUCUCCAAAUCAAACGCAACGAAAGAACUAUGCCAAAUUCUUGUGCAAUCAACACAAGUUAUGAAAAUUGUUGCAUCUCUUUUACGUAAUACGUCAUCAUCAGAUGCAGCAGUCAGAGCUUUAUCAGGCAUCUGCUCAUCAGAAUCCAACAGAAUCAACGCAAUCAAAGAAGGAGCAGUUGAUGGGCUAAUCUCAUACUUAGCGAUCUCCAGCAACAACAGCAGUUCAGUAGCAUUGGCUACAUUGGAGCUGCUCUCAGGGGUUGAUUCAGGCAAAAGGGCAUUGAUCAGGAACAAGGCUGCAGUGGGGGUUCUGGUCAAGUUUGUGUUCAGGGUUCCGUCGACGAAGGAGGACGACGAAGGGAGCGAGCACGCGAUCGGGGUUCUGACGGCGGUCUGUUGCGAGUCGGCGAGGGCGAGGGCGGAGGCGGUGGCCGCCGGAGUUUUGAGUCAGGUGCUGCUGUUGAUGCAGAGCCAGCGCGGGGCAAAGGCUAAGGCUAAGGCAAGGGCAUUGCUGAGAUUGCUCAGGUUUAUGUGGGGUAAAGAUUCAAGUAGAGGUGGAGGUGAAUUUUGCCUACUCGUGUAG